Molecule: messenger RNA, 334 nt
Organism: Sphaeroforma arctica JP610
Lineage: Eukaryota; Ichthyosporea; Ichthyophonida
Exons: 2
Source: RefSeq, a predicted model, not a curated record
AUGCAAGUACAGCUCAUACGACACCCUGUUACUGGAGGUAUCAUCGGCGAGCGACCAGUAGCGUCUGAUGUGGCGGUUAUAAGGUCGUAUUUAUUGCUGGUAAUACGACACACCACCACUCGCGGUGGCCGGGUAGCCGUCGGCCGAGAGGACGUGCGUGGGCUGCUAUCGUUACUGAUAGUCAGCCAUGGAGUGGAGGGACAAGUACUGGAUGUGUUGCAGCUGUUUCUGAUACUGUGCACCCGGGUGGCUUCCCCGGAUACCAUCUUCGCAUCCUUCUACGACCUCAACGGCCUGAGUGUGGUGUUAAAUGUGCUAGCGAUCACCGAGAGUG